GCUGGAUAGUCAGUUGUGUAGCUGGGAUGGCCGAACUGACAACAUCCCUACAAACGUGGGGGUGUAAAACUCCCAAAUUUACAACAAAUUUUAUUACAGUGCGGUAAAAUUUUUAUAACAAUAGCUAGGCGCCUGAUUUAUUUUCGAUCUGAACAUAUAAAAAUUGUAAAUGCAUAAUUGGUUAUUUCAAAUUUUAAAAUUUAUCAUUACCUGUCUGAUCCUUUUAGCUGUGAAUUAGACUUCACUUUAAAGGGUUUUUUAAACAUUAUCGCAAAUUUCGAAUCACUGGUGUUCCAGGCAGAAGGAGCAGCAUGGGUUUGGGCAGCAAACGCAAGAGCGCCUGGCGUCAUCGGUGCUGUCACAAACUUUACGUUGCUCUUAUCACAGUUCCUGUUGUCGUGGCUAUCUGUUUGUCUGUCAUUGUCAUCGUAAGAUCAUACAUAAUGAUCCCAGAUACUGGUACUCCCAUUCUUCAAUUUGCUCAUACAAAUGAUUUUAUUGACGAAUCAAAAAUGUUGGAAAGAGCUGAAAGGCUGGCUGGUGCAUUGAGGAUCCCUACAGUGUCAUACGAACCAGAUGUGCAGGAGAAACAAGCUAUUCUGAAACUGCAUAAGUAUCUUGAGAAAAAUUUCCCCAUGGUCCACUCCUCGAAAUUUAUUAAAAAAGAAGUUAUAAAUGAUUACAGUCUUUUAUACACAAUAGAAGGCUCGAAUCCUGGAAAAUUACCUUAUUUGCUGGCAUCUCACUUAGAUGUUGUCCCUGCAGACCCCAAGACAUGGGAGGUACCUCCUUUUAGUGGCAACAUCAUCAACAAAACAUACAUUUAUGGCCGUGGAGCUAUUGAUGACAAAUCUGGAGUAUUGGGUAUUCUUGAAGCUUUGGAAUACAUAUUAGAGAAAGGCGAACAGCCCAUGAGGAACUUUUUCAUCGCUUUUGGUCAUGAUGAAGAGAUAUCAGGACGCAGAGGAGCACAAGAACUUGCGAAGACUCUGGCAAGCAGAGGAAUUAAACGUCUUGAUUUUGUUUUGGAUGAAGGAUUUCCAGUCAUAGAAUACUCAGCUCUUACAGCCGAUAAAAAAAUUGCCAUGAUUGGAGUUACUGAAAAGGGUUCUCUAACCCUGGAAUUAAGUGUAGCAGGCAGUCCUGGCCAUUCUAGUCUUCCCCCUUCGGAGAGCCCCAUCGGAAUCUUGGCUUCUGCUGUGGCAAAACUGGAAGAUCACCAACAGCCUAUUAUGUUUGGCAAAGGACCUGAGUAUGCCACGUUCCAGUAUUUGGCCCCUUUUGUUUCCUUUUGGUAUCGGUUAAUGUACAGUAAUCUUUGGUUGUUCUCUGGCCUCAUUGCUAAUGAGAUGGAUCAAAGUCGGGCAAUGAGACCGUUUGUCCGAACUACUACAGCAGUCACUAAAUUCAACAGCGGUAUUAAGGAUAAUGUGAUACCCCCUUUGGCAACAGCUACAGUGAACCAUAGGAUACACCCAGCACAAACAGUCAGCCAGGUGGUUCAACACGACAGAGAGAUAAUAUCAGAUCCGAGGGUGAGGAUACGCAUCAAAGUGGCUCGAGAGGCACAUCCCGUAUCCACUUUCGGCCCCUCUAGCCUUCCCUUCCAGCUGCUAGCCCACACCAUCCGACAGAUCUAUAGAGACGUUGUUGUUGUCCCAGGGGUGUUCAUAGCCAACACGGACACAAGGUGGUAUCUCAACUUUACGAGUAGCCUCUACCGUUUCAUCCCGACUGUCAUCACGCCUGACGAUCUGACCCGUUACCACGGCAACAACGAACGUGUCUCCAUCUCACAUUACCACCAGGCUGUCAACUUCUACUACCGAGUGAUGAGGAACGCAGACCUCGCUAUACAGCAGGCUCCCUCCACCUCUCCCCCACAUUCCCAGGAGUUAUAACCUCCACCUUCCCCUCAUUCCCAGGAGCUAUAACCUCCACCUGCCCCCAUUCCCAGGAGUCAAAACCUCCACCUCUCGUCCCACUCCUAGGAGUUAUAAUCCUCCUAUCUUAUCCUAUUCCCAGGAGUUAUAACCUCUACCCCACUCCUAGGAGUUGUAAUCCCCUUUCUUCUCCUAAUCCUAGGAGUUAUAACCUCUACCCCACUCCUAGGAGUUGUAAUCUCCCUCGUACUCCCAGGAGUUAUAAUUCCCCCCACACACAUACACCAGUAGUCAUCCCUAAUAUCACUCUUUACAAAUCAGCUUUACAAAACUGAAGUUAAGUUUGUUUGUAUGUUUGCUUCUUGUAAAUGAUUUCAAUAUUUUAUCCAAAUGUUUUAGUGUAUAAUUUUGUGUUUUAAAAUACAGACCUUGGGUUACCAUUUUUAAAUGCUGUGAAAUGUUAUACAAUGUUAUAAAUAUUUAUGUUGUCUCUUUUGUAACGAGACAGGGUAUUUUGUUUAUGAAUGGUUGACAUUUUGGAUUAGAUUGGAAAGAGCCAAUUUGGUAAACACAUAGGACAACGACAGUAACGGAUAUAUAAUAAUAAUAUAAGUAUGUUUAAUGUAAGAGUAAGUAGUAAGGAUACAUAAUAUAUACUCAUACAUGAUUUAAAUUACUGAUGAGCUGACAUUGAAAUUAAAUGUUUUUAAUACAAUACAAUAUAUUUAUUGUCGUUGACAUCUACAUAUGUUCUAAUAAGGACUAGAAGCGUAGGCAUCAAUAAACAAUAAUAUUGAGACAAUUAAGAUAGAUAUGAGAAAUUGGUAGUGCUAAAGUAAAUGGAUUUAUUCUGGAGGCAUUGUAAAAAUAAACUUAAAUUAUAUACCAAUAAAAAAUACCAAUUUUUAA
Molecule: messenger RNA, 2792 nt
Organism: Homalodisca vitripennis (glassy-winged sharpshooter)
Lineage: Eukaryota; Metazoa; Arthropoda; Insecta; Hemiptera; Cicadellidae
Product: N-fatty-acyl-amino acid synthase/hydrolase PM20D1-like
Exons: 9
Coding region: 312-1901 (529 amino acids)
Biological process (GO): amino acid metabolic process
Molecular function (GO): metallocarboxypeptidase activity; hydrolase activity, acting on carbon-nitrogen (but not peptide) bonds, in linear amides
Source: RefSeq, a predicted model, not a curated record